AUGGUGAACACCCCGAAGACUCCAGCCAGAAACAAGUUCGGCGUCGACCCGCGCGACAAGUCCGCAUUGCACGAAUUGCUCUUAAAGACCUAUGCCACAGCUCCUCCGCACGUCGAACGUGAAGUCGAAGACUUCCUCAUCGAAGCUGGCUUCCUCAGACCGAGAAUCAAAACGCCCAGUCCAAAGGUACGCGUUUUCAAGUUUUCCAAAGGAUCUCGGGAGGCGAGUGAGGCUAACUUCGAUGAUCGGGUUCUACUACAGAAACCGAAAGGGAGUCUGAUGAUUAGUCCGUUCAAACUACGACACGCGGCACAAGAGUCGCCUGCCAAAUCUAGCACCUCGACCACUUCCGAAGCUUCCUCCUCGUCUACAACUCCAACUCCAUCGAAGACCAAGUCAACCAAUCUCUUCAAAAACUUCGUUUUACCGAAACGAAGGAAGACUACUACUGACUCUGCACCUCGCGCUCCAAAAUCCCCUGGCACGGCAACCAAACCCGUCCGCGCUUACACCAUCCCAGUUUCGCCUCGAUCCCGAGUGGUAGGAGCAGCAAGAAGGCGAAGCCACACCGCGGUACCAACCACCAAACCUGGGUCGUAUGGACUUGGAGUCCUGGUUGCUUCUCCGAGGCGUACUACCAGGGGUCCAGUAAAGUUUUCCGAGGUCUUAACCGUGUCUCCUAAGCCUCGCAGCCCACUCAGGAUGUCCAAGACGGAGAACAAGGCUAAUGAGGAGGAGAAGGAGAGAAAACACCAAGAAUCGCUCGCCGCUUUCAAAAUCUACACCCCACCUCCUCCCAUCGCAGCUCGCGCUCACCCUCAGCCAGCAAUCCAACCCCCUGGAGAACUCUCCCCUCUCCCAAGAACCAAGGUUGCACUCAACACCGAGGGAGCCACCGAGCUAAAAGACCAAGGCACCCUCAAACCCCUCCCAUCCCGAAACAACUCCUCCAAAAAAGACGAAAAUUCAAUCACCAACAAAGCCUCCAAAUACCUCAAACGCACGACACUCGUCUUAUCCAUCCUCGUCCUUAUCCUCGUCGCCCUAGUCGUUGGCGUAUUCUUCGUACUCGUCAUCCUCGUGCUCAGUAUCGUUGUGGGAUUUAUUCUGGCUAUUGUGAGACUACCGCAGAUUAUAGGCGCGUCCCAGGGCGAGAGUCCUAGGGCUGAUGGUGAAACCAUGGGUGAGGAGUGGACCCUCGUUGGAGGUGAUGAUAAGCAUGAACUGUAUUGGUUCGAGGAGGUGUGUGAUAUUCUUGAUACGAUGUCGUCAGGCGAGGAUGGACAGGUUGAUGGCUGUGAGGAGGAGGACGAGGACGAGGAAUUCUUCGACCCCGAGUUCGAGCCCACACAACUUACGAGUUGA
This is a messenger RNA of Coprinopsis cinerea okayama7#130, 1365 nucleotides long. RefSeq lists its product as hypothetical. Lineage: Eukaryota; Fungi; Basidiomycota; Agaricomycetes; Agaricales; Psathyrellaceae. The transcript has a single exon. The coding region runs from base 1 to 1365 and encodes 454 amino acids. The record is from RefSeq and is a predicted model, not a curated record.